AUGACGCUUCGAGCGACGUCGUCGUCGCGCGGUCUCGGGCGGCUCGAGAAGACCGACGCGCGCGGGGAGCUGUCCGGGCGCGCGUUCGCGCGUGCGCGCGAGGAGCUGGCGCGCGAGCUGUACGCGGAGAUGAAUCGGAACGUGUUUGGGGGUGCGCUGCCGCCAGACCUCGACAUCAAGUGGACGCCGUACCUCAGAAGCACCGCGGGCACGACGCACUACAAGCGCACGCAGCGUGUGGGCGAGGCGCCCGUGUACCACGCGCGGAUCGAGCUGGCGACCAAGGUGCUGGACACGGCCGCGAAGCUGCGCCGGACGCUGUGCCACGAGAUGUGCCACGUGGCGGCCUGGCUGAUCGACCACGUGGCGAAGCCUCCGCACGGCGCGCACUUCAAGCGGUGGGCGCGGUGUGCGAUGGAGCGGUACCCGGACCUGGACGUCAGCACGUGCCACAACUACGACAUUCACUACGCGCACCGAUGGCAGUGCGGGGCGUGCCGGCGCGAGUACGGCCGGCACUCGCGCUCGAUCGACCCGAACAAGCACCGCUGCGGCGGCGGGUGCGGCGGCCAGCUGACCUACCUGGGCAGGAGCAACCCCGACGGCACGCCGUGCAAAGCACGCACACCUUCGGCAUACAACGCGUUCGUCAAGGACAACAUGGCAGUGGUCAGGAGCGAGCUCGGGGCCGGUACGCCGUCGCGCGAGAUCAUGAAGGAGCUGUCGCAGCGGUACCGCGCAUCGAAGGCGCAGCUGAACGAGGGCGACAGCGCGCGGCGAGCGGCCCAGGGCGACGCGCCGCCGACCGCCGACGAGCUCGAGGGCGCGAUGCGCCGCCUGGAUCUACUGUGA
Pedinophyceae sp. YPF-701 is the source of this 852-nucleotide messenger RNA. The record is from the annotation of a GenBank genome assembly. Lineage: Eukaryota; Viridiplantae; Chlorophyta; Pedinophyceae.